GUUUGGUAUGAAAUCGAAGCAGAAUCUCACUUUAAUCUAUCUGUCUUUUUUAUUCUGCUUCAUGCGUUAGCUUUUGGUUUUUCUUCUCUUCAUGGUUACUCUUUGAGUUUGUUAUAGGGUUGUGUUUGCUUCGAUGGGUAUUUGUAUUAUUGUUGGUUUUGUAGUAAUCAUCACAUAUACAUCUUUGUUUGAAUCUGAAAGGUUUUUCAGUCUAUAGAAGUUGUUUCCAUAUAUGGAUAGGAUUAGUAAUCUGUCUGAUGAUUUGCUUUUGAAGAUUGUUUCAUCACUUCCUACCAAAGAUGUUGUCGUCACAAUGCUUUUGUCAAAACGUUGGAAGUUUCUUUGGAUGAUGGUUCCAAAGCUUCGUUUUGAUGAUGAGUUUGAACUUGAGCCUUCCUAUUACGGGAGAUUUCUCAAGUAUGUAGACAAAUCAAUGGUGUUGAAUAGAGCUCAGGUUCUAGAAACAGUGAAGUUCAACGUUGGUCCUUGUUGUAGCUCUGAAGAUAUAGCAACAUGGAUCAGAAUCGGAAUGGUUCGCAAUAUGCGUGAACUUGAAAUAUCACAUUGUGAAGGAUAUUUCAGGGAACAUAGGUCAAUCAAACUACCAAAGAGUCUUUAUACAUAUGAAAAACUCGAGGUCUUGAAACUCGCUUCCACGGUAGUUCUGAAUGUUCCUAUCGAUGUUUGUUUUCCAUCCUUGAAAUCAUUACACCUUGUGUGUGUAGAGUACAAAACCAAAAAGUCUCACCGCAGGCUUUUGUCGGGUUGUCCUGUUCUUGAAGAGUUGGUGUUGGACAAAUCUUAUAACAGUUUCCAUGUGCGGUCUUUCUAUGUAGAAAUACCUACUUUACAGAGCUUAUCUAUUCUUGAUACAUCUGGAGAACUGUACGGUGACUUUACGUUUGUGGUCAAUGCCCCAGCUUUGAAGUACUUCAACUUUGUAGACUUCUAUGGCGACUUGUGCUUGAGAGAUAAUAUGCCUGAGGUGGUUGAUGUGAAUAUUAAAGUCAUUUACAGAAAUCCCAAGAAGCUAUUGGGACCUCUUAAAUCAGUCAAGCGUCUCUCUUUAUGUUUAUCUCCUUCGACGACGCUUCAUAACCAUAUGGAGUUCUAUCAGCUUGUUCAUUUGGAGUUAUGUGGAGACGCUCUAAUGUGGUGGGAUCUACUUACUUGGAUGCUCCAAAGUUCUCCUAAACUACAAGUUCUCAAGAUCUACGAAUGCAAGUGUGAGGAACAUGAUUACUUAGACGAUCCAAUAGAAGAACAUUGGGAAGAACCAAGUUCAGUUCCUCAAUGUUUGUUGUUCCAUCUCAAUAUUUUCGAGUGGAAAUAUUACAACGCAGGAGAUGAAGAGAAAAAAGUAGUGGCGUACAUUCUAAAGAAUGCAAGACAGUUAAAGACUGCAACUUUCUCUGCCGCUUCAUAUUUGUAUCCGAAGGAAGAGCGUUCGCGGGAACUCAAUGAGUUGGUUUAUAUGGCUAGAGCUUCAAGCUCAUGUCAGCUUCUAUUGGAUUGAGAAAAUAAUGUAGUAGUCUUCUUGCCUGUACAUGUGCUUCAAAGAAAACUAGAAGCAUUUGGUUUGAAAGUUGGAU
This is a messenger RNA of Arabidopsis thaliana (thale cress), 1592 nucleotides long. Its product is annotated as F-box/RNI-like/FBD-like domains-containing protein. Lineage: Eukaryota; Viridiplantae; Streptophyta; Magnoliopsida; Brassicales; Brassicaceae. The coding region runs from base 233 to 1516 and encodes 427 amino acids. The transcript is spliced from 3 exons. The record is from RefSeq and is marked reviewed.